Molecule: messenger RNA, 885 nt
Organism: Dibothriocephalus latus
Lineage: Eukaryota; Metazoa; Platyhelminthes; Cestoda; Diphyllobothriidea; Diphyllobothriidae
Source: the annotation of a GenBank genome assembly
AUGGCCGAGCUAAGGAUAAUUCCCUUAGGCGCUGGUCAAGAUCGACGCUUCCCGGAUUUUUCCUAUAUCGUCCAAAAACAUGAUUUGACAGAGUAUCUCGAUUGCGUCAUAAUAAGUCAUUUUCACUUAGAUCAUUGCGGUGCCCUUCCGUACAUGACAGAGAUGGUUGGAUACGAUGGGCCCAUCUACAUGACACACCCAACAAAGGCAAUAUGCCCUAUUUUGUUGGACGAUUAUCGUCGUAUUAGUGUGGAAAAACGUGGAGAGCAAAAUUUUUUUACAGCUGAGAUGAUUCAUCGCAGCAUGGCGAAAGUUCAGUGUGUCUAUCUUCACCAGACUGUCAAGGUUGAUGAUGACUUGGAAAUUCAAGCCUUCUAUGCCGGGCAUGUACUCGGGGCAGCUCUUUUCCUAGUUAAAGUCCGUGACCAGUCAUUCCUGUAUACAGGAGAUUACAACAUGACGCCUGAUCGUCACUUAGGCGCAGCGUGGGUCCCUAGAUGUCGUCCCGACUUACUGAUCACAGAAACGACUUAUGCAACUACUAUACGUGACUCAAAGCGCGCGAGAGAACGCGAAUUCCUCGAGAAGGUUCACAGCAGAGUCGAUGCUGGUGGAAAAGUGCUUAUUCCGGUAUUUGCUCUCGGUCGUGCGCAAGAACUCUGCAUACUUUUGGAAACGUACUGGGAAAGGAUGAAUCUGUCAGUGCCCAUAUACUUCUCAACCGGGAUGACAGAAAAAGCUAACGAAUAUUACAAACUUUUUAUUUCGUGGACGAGUCAAAAGAUCAAGGAAACAUUCGUUGAACGGAACAUGUUUGACUUCAAGCACAUUAAGGUUUGCUUUUCGCUAAAUUUUCGUAUGCACUUCCACAUUAACUACCUCUAG